This is a messenger RNA of Protobothrops mucrosquamatus (brown spotted pit viper), 2255 nucleotides long. RefSeq names its product dolichyl-phosphate mannosyltransferase subunit 1, catalytic (gene DPM1). The record is from RefSeq and is a predicted model, not a curated record. Gene Ontology annotation, molecular function: dolichyl-phosphate beta-D-mannosyltransferase activity. NCBI's taxonomy places the organism in Eukaryota, Metazoa, Chordata, Lepidosauria, Squamata, Viperidae. Gene Ontology annotation, cellular component: endoplasmic reticulum membrane. Gene Ontology annotation, biological process: GPI anchor biosynthetic process; protein O-linked glycosylation via mannose.
UGAGCGGGCGCCUAUGUCAUGGCGGCUUCGUCCCGCAAGUACUCGGUGCUGCUGCCCACCUACAACGAGCGCGAGAAUCUGCCCCUGGUCGUGUGGCUGCUGGUGAAGAGCUUCGAGGAGAGUGGGAAUGAGUUCGAAAUUGUAAUUAUAGAUGAUGGAAGCCCAGAUGGGACGCAGGAAGUUGCUGAUCAAUUAAUAAAGAUUUAUGGAUCAGACAAAAUUCUGUUGAGACCCAGAGCAAAGAAACUUGGAUUGGAAAACAGAAAGAAGGAAAUUUUGAUAUUGUGUCUGGGACUCGAUAUAAAGGAAAUGGAGGUGUGCAUGGGUGGGAUCUAAAACGAAAAUUGAUCAGCCGAGGUGCCAACUUUUUAACUCAAGUUCUAUUACGGCCAGGUGCAUCAGACUUAACAGGAAGCUUCAGGUUAUAUAGAAAAGAGGUUCUACAAAAACUGAUGGAGAAAUGUGUUUCAAAAGGAUAUGUUUUCCAAAUGGAAAUGAUUGUCCGCGCCAGACAAUUGGGUUAUUCUAUUGGAGAGGUUCCUAUAUCAUUUGUGGAUCGAGUCUAUGGAGAAUCCAAGCUAGGAGGCAAUGAAAUAGUUUCCUUUCUGAAAGGAUUGUUGACUUUAUUUGCCACUACAUAAUAAAGAGAUUCAGAUACUAUGCCAGUAUGUCUAUUGUUGACUGAAUAAUUUAUAUUGGACAGUGACAGACAUCCAUUAUGGCUUUGGAGAACCAAAUUUCAACGUCUCUUCAUUUAUUUGGAUAGAUGUUUUUCAGACAUCAUGCCGAAAAUGCUCAACUUAAAGCAAUUUGUUAAGCAACCACUUGAGGUUAUGACAGGGCUGAGAAAAGUUACUUAGCUCAUCACUUAUGACUGAGGGCAGUAAUCAAAAUUUGGAUGCUUGGCAACUGGCAUGCACUGGGAUCACAUGAUCAACUUUUGUGAUCUUCCCAACUGGCUUCUGACAAGCAACGUUAAUGGAGAAGCCAGAUUUGUUUAACAACCACACGAUUCAUUUAAAGACCAUUGGGAAAAGGUUGUAAAAUUGAGCAUACUUCUCUCAACAACUGCCUCUCUUAAUGACAGGAGUUCCAUCCCCAGCUUUGGUCGUAAGUCGAGAGCUACCUGUACUUCAUAUCUGAUAAUGUAAAAGCCAAAUUUUUAACUUUCUUCACCAUUUUAGUUAAAAAAAAGUUUGCAUUUUAAAUGAACUACAGGUAAUUAUCUGGAAAUAAUAUAUUUCUGAAAGGAUAUAUUUAUAUAUUGCAGGUCAUGAAGUAAUUAACAGGACUAGUAUAAUGAUACCUUUCUGACUGUAGAUUUGCAUAUAUUACAUUUGUAUAUUUUAGAAAAUGACUGAUAUUAACACAUUCCAACUGCAGACUGUUCGGGGGGGGGGAAAUAAAAAUUUACAUUCCAAUCUCUAGUUAUAAUUACUGUGGAAUAUAGUUUUUUUGCUUCAGGCAUUAUUUGCAAUUCAAAUGAAUAAUCAAAAUAUAAAUACUAUUACCAAUGUCAGUUUUGGGGAAAGGGUUUUCAGUCAUUCUACUCAUUCUGUAAAAAAUGACUCUGUGAGGGAAAAACAAGUAAAAGGAGUAUCUAAAUGAUCGAAUUACCACAUCUUUCAUAUGUGAAAAAACUAGAAUAGUGGGAUUUUUUAUUUUACAAAAUGAAAAGGACAAUCAAAAUCAAAUUAUGCAUAGUGCAAAGUAGGAAAUACCUCUCUAUUUGAUACAAGUUGGGAUCAUCAAUGAAAUCAGAUGACAAGUCAUGAUAAAAUUGCUUGUUAAAACACGUGGUAAAUCUUAUUCACGUAGUGUGAUCUUUAAAACUAUUUCAAAUGUAUAUGUACUUACAGAUAAUUAUAAAAUAUGUUACAUAAUUGGAGCCUUCAGAUGUUGAGGCCGUAUCUUUCUGAAUGCUCAUUAGCGGGGUCUACAACUGAUGCAUAUGUGUAUAUAUGGAGUAGCUUUCAUACUAUUUAAAAUGGUCCAGACAGUUACUAUGAUAAAUUGCCUUGUUCAGAAAGGUUGAACUUUAAAUGGUAAUUUUCUCAUAGAAGCAAAUUAUGUUCUUUAAACCUCUGCUUUUAGUUCAGGUUGAACUGACUCCCUUUUCCACUUAUUCCUAGUUGUCUUUAUGUUUUCAAAUUUCCUUGUACUGAUGUCCUUACAUGCCACUUGUUUUUCCUUUUUGUAAAUACAGGUAAUUUAUUUGAUGGCAUUAAUUCUGAAUAAAUUAAUUAUGAAAGACA